Molecule: messenger RNA, 2398 nt
Organism: Drosophila mauritiana
Lineage: Eukaryota; Metazoa; Arthropoda; Insecta; Diptera; Drosophilidae
Gene: Aplip1
Product: JNK-interacting protein 1
Exons: 7
Coding region: 841-2313 (490 amino acids)
Biological process (GO): regulation of JNK cascade
Cellular component (GO): cytoplasm
Molecular function (GO): protein binding
Source: RefSeq, a predicted model, not a curated record
GAGGAAAUAUUGAAAUUCUGAUUAAUGGACUAGCAGUUACCCACCACGAUAAGAAUUAUAUUCGGUCAGCUGUGUAGAGCCCAUGAAAAUAUGGGAUACAAAUAAAAUUCAAAAGUGUUAAGUAAUAAAAAUCAAGGUCAGCAAUUGUUGAUCGAUGGCGGGUUUCCACUGCAGGCGGGGAGCCCGAAGACAAGGCGGACCAUCCCUGCUGUGCCAGGACCAUCUGGGCACACCUCACAGACUGGGUGAUGUCGUCCUUGAGCAAGUCGUUGCAGCAACCAUUGUGUGAGAACUUUGCAUUGGACCGGAUCACCUGAGUUAUCGAUCCGCUCCUGGCAGUUCGUGCCAAAGCGCAACAGCAUUGCAAUUCGCAAGUCACCCCCAUUGGAAACGGGGAGCGGAAGUGACUCACUGCGCAGGCGCGCUUCCUGUCAACCCCCAGGAGAGAGUGAAAGCCGCUGACCCCCCAACCUUUGCCCUGCCAGCGGUAAACAAAAACAAGUUUGGCUCACCAGCAAGAGAGAGAGAGAGAGAAAGAGAGAGCUUGCGGAUGACAGCUGAAAGUCCCAAAUUUCCCUGGCUUGGGCCUCCACUAUUUCUGAUUUGGCACCACUCACAUCUGGAAUUCAGACGGGGGCACUCAAGUACGCCAGCAACGUCAAGGAAAUUAUCGAUUUUCGCAUGUGAAGUGAAAAAAGUGACUCCGUUGGCAAAAACUGUAGCGCGAGCAGGACUCCAGUGAAAAUCCAACCAAAAGCAGUUCACACGGACUAACUGAUAGCCCCAGCUGGCCUGUAGUGGAGGGCGUGGCAGCUGGUCGGACCCUGGUCCCCAAACGACAUGGCCGACAGCGAAUUCGAGGAGUUCCACAGGCCCAUAUUUGAGCCCCAUACGAUUGCUGGCUUCGGAUCUGGAGCAGGCAGCAAGAAGAAUAAUCCCCAUGCAUUUUACUCUUUAAUUCCCAACGAUGACCUGGAGGACUCGCACUCCUCGAAGAGCGAUGGCGACGGUUCGGAUCAGGAGGAUGGCAUUGGUCUUGUGGAACACGAGCCCAAGAUGCGUCAGGUGGAGGACGAUGAGCUAGGCGACGGGCUGAAAGUCACUCUGUCCUCGGACGGCUCCCUGGACACAAACGACUCUUUUAAUUCGCACCGACAUCAUCCGUUGAACCACCAGGAUGCGAUUGGAGGCUUCCUGGGCAUGGACACCAGUGGAUUGGGUGGCAACAGUGCUCCUGUGACCAUUGGAGCCAGCACAGAUCUGCUGGCACCCAAUACAGCUGCCACGCGACGUCGUCGCAAGUUGCCGGAAAUACCGAAAAACAAGAAAUCUUCCAUUCUGCAUCUUCUAGGUGGUUCCAACUUUGGCUCCCUGGCGGAUGAGUUCCGCAACGGUGGUGGUGGGGGAAUCCCUCCAGCAGUUCGCAGUGGACAACAGCGCUCAUUUCUGUCCCUCAAAUGCGGCUACUUGAUGGACGAGGACUCCAGUCCGGAUUCGGAGAGGAUGCAGAGUCUGGGCGACGUGGACAGUGGUCACAGCACGGCGCACUCGCCCAACGACUUCAAGAGCAUGUCGCCGCAGAUCACGUCUCCCGUUUCGCAGUCCCCCUUUCCGCCUCCCUUUGGCGGCGUGCCCUUUGGCCAGCUGGAGAUGCUGGAGGCCACGCACCGUGGUCUGCACAAGUUUGUGCCGCGGCACCACGACGAGAUCGAGCUGGAGAUCGGCGACGCCAUCUACGUGCAGAAGGAGGCCGAGGACCUGUGGUGCGAGGGCGUGAAUCUCCGCACCGGAAGGCAGGGCAUCUUCCCCUCGGCCUACGCCGUGGACCUGGACUACAACGAGUUCGAUCCCACAGUGCAGCUGGUGAAGAAGGAGCGCUACCUGCUGGGCUACCUCGGAUCCGUGGAGACGCUGGCGCACAAGGGCACCGGAGUCGUUUGCCAGGCGGUGCGCAAGAUUGUCGGCGAGUACGGCAACUCACCGACCGGACAGACCUGCAUCCUGGAGGUUUCCGACCAGGGACUGCGCAUGGUGGAUCGAUCGGGCCCGAAUCAAAACAAAAAGGACAAGAAACCUUGCAUCGACUACUUCUACUCCCUGAAGAACGUCUCCUUCUGCGCAUUUCACCCUCGCGAUCACCGCUUCAUUGGCUUCAUCACCAAACAUCCCACGGUUCAGCGGUUCGCCUGCCACGUCUUCAAGGGCUCGGAGUCCACCAGACCGGUGGCCGAGGCAGUGGGUCGUGCUUUCCAGCGAUUCUAUCAGAAAUUCAUUGAAACCGCUUAUCCCAUCGAGGACAUCUACAUUGAGUAGGCUUGCAAGGCGGUUUGUGCAUUAAUCAAUACGAUAUAUUUUUUGUGCGGUUAUUACGAAUAAAAGCAAAGAUAAGUCUCAAGAA